AUGUACUUCUGCUGGGGCGCCGGCCGCGAGGGGCGGCAGCGCCGGGAGCCCCGGGGCAGGGCCGAGCUGCGGCAGGCGGCCAGCGGGGCGCGCCACUCGCUGCUGCUGCUGAGCGACGGCACCGUCCACGCGGGCGGGGACAACAGCCGCGGCCAGCUGGGCCGGCGGGGCGCGCCGCGGGGGCCCGAGCCAGAACCCAUUAAGGCACUGGAAACUCUAAACAUUGGUUUCGUGAGCUGUGGAAAGGAGCACUCCCUGGCUGUUUGUCACCAAGGAAGGGUCUUUGCUUGGGGAGCUGGUUCUGACGGACAGCUGGGGAUUGAAGAAUUUAUGGAAAUAAUUUUUACACCUAAGAAGAUAAAAACUCUGAGUGGUAUAAAAAUAAUACAAGUUUCCUGUGGAGACUACCAUUCCCUGGCAUUAUCGAAAGAUGGCCAAGUGUUUUCAUGGGGAAAGAACAGCCAUGGGCAGCUGGGCCUGGGGAAGAAUUCUCCCUCCCAAGCCAGCCCGCAGAGGAUGCGGUACUUAGAGGGGAUCCCCCUGGCUCAGGUGGCUGCAGGAGGGGCCCACAGCUUUGCUCUGUCUCUCUCUGGGACUGCAUAUGGCUGGGGAAGCAACAAUGCAGGACAGCUGGCCCUCAGUGGGAAAAAUGACUCAGUGCAAAGCUACAAGCCUGUUUCAGUUGGUAUACUGAAGAGUCUAGAUGUGAUUUAUAUCAGCUGUGGUUAUGAACACACUGCAGUGCUUACUCAGAAUGGCAAAGUGUUCACAUUUGGAGACAAUUCCUUUGGACAGCUGGGACACAGCCCCACUGCUAAGAAGAGUGGUCCACAAGAAGUGGAAAGAAUUGAUGGCCUAGUUUCACAGAUAGAUUGUGGAAGUUACCACACCCUGGUGUAUGUCUACACCACUGGUAAGGUGUUGUCUUUCGGUCAUGGACCAAGUUGCACAAGCACCCCACCUCAUCCGGAGGCCCAGACAGAAAACGCUGACAUUAGCUGCCUGAUUUCUGCUGAUGACCUUGUGGAUGUUCAAGUCAAACACAUUUUUGCUGGGACACACGCCAACUUUGUGACCACUGAGCAGGAUACCGGUUCCACGAAUGUUUCCAAGAAAACCUUGCCAGAAAUAAGCCGAAUUAACCAGUCCCAGACAGAACAGUGGAUGGCAAUGACACCAAGAAGUAAUGAAUAUGAAGCGACUAAGAGUGAAAUUAGAAUGAUAUUUUCAUCUCCUGCUUGUCUGACUGCAAGUUUUUUAAAGAAAAGAGAAUCUGGAGAAGCGAAUUCCAUUGAUGUGGACUUACAAAUGGCAAAAGAUACCUUUGAGAAGUUAACAGAAAAGGAAUGGAUUUCUUCCACGAUAACCACGAGCCUCAGGGAUAACCUCCUCAGAGCUCUCCCAUGCCAUUCUUUACGCCAAGAAGUGCUAUCGGUUUUCCUUCUGCUCCCACUGUGUCCAGUGAUGCAUCAUCCUGAAAACUGGGGAAACCUGGUGGUUCCGUUUGCCCAGGCUGUUGGUACAAUGAAUGGCCGGUCUUUACGAGUCCUGAAGAAGUGUUGGGCAUCUUUGCAAGAGUCUUCUUUCAACACACUGGUCCAGAUGCUUAAAUCAGCCAUCAUUGCUCAAAUGACUUUCUGGAUUGAAACACCUCAGAAUAACUGCAAUGUUAGAGCUCUUCUAAAAAUGAUGAAAGAAUUGUAUAAUGUAAACAAAGCUACUUGUCAAUUACCAGAGAAUACUUUCAUCAUAAAUGAACUCUCCACUCUGUUGGUCUUUAUUGAAGAAAGAAGAAGAAUGUGCAAUAGAGAUAACAAUGUGGUAACUGCAGGAAACUUCAGUCCCAUUAUUUUCAGUGAAUUUCCAUUUAUCUUUAACUUGUUAUCCAAAAUUAAACUAUGGCAAGCUGAUUGCUUUUUGAAACAAUGGGAGUCACAAAUUGCGUAUAUGAUUUCACUAGGGAAGAAUGAAUUCCCUCCACCACCCCAAUUUUUACUUCGAAUCAGACGAAGUCACCUGGUUGAUGAUGCUCUGCAUAAAUUAAACAUAGCGGAAGACACUGACCUUCGGAAAAAAUUGGUGAUUGAAUUUAUUGACGAAAUUUGUUCCAUGGGUGUUGGGGUAAAGUCCGAGUUCUUCCACUUCAUAUUUGAAAAGAUGACCAAGACAGAAUAUGGAAUGUUCAUAUAUCCUGAAGAGGGUUCCUACAUGUGGUUUCCUAUCAGUCCUAACUAUAAUAAGAAGAGAUAUUUCCUCUUUGGGAUCCUGUGUGGACUCUCCCUGUACCAUUCAAAUGUUGCCCAUAUUCCUUUCCCACUGGCUCUGUUUAAGAAACUUCUGGACCAAAGACCAUCAUUGGAAGAUUUAAAAGAACUCAGUCCCCGUUUGGGAAAGAGUUUGCAAGAAGUUCUCAAUUAUGAGGCUGAUGACAUUGGAGAAGCACUUUGCAUGUAUUUUUCUCUACGAUGGGACCAACAUAAUGUUGAUUUAAUUCCAAAUGGGAUCUCUAUACCUGUGGACCAAACCAACAAGACCGAUUAUGUUUCUCAGUGUGUUGAUUACAUUUUCAACACUUCCGUAGAGGCCGUUUAUAAGGAAUUUCAGAGAGGAUUUUAUAAAGUCUGUGACAAAGAGAUACUUGGACUUUUCCACCCUGAAGAACUAAGGACAGCAAUAAUUGGAAAUACUGAUUAUGACUGGAAACAAUUUGAAAAGAAUUCAAUAUAUGAGCAAGAAUACCAUGAAUCACAUCCUACUAUACAGAUGUUUUGGAAAGCUUUCCACAGAUUAACUCUGGAUGAAAAGAAAAAAUUCCUCUUUUUUCUUACAGGAAACGAUAGGCAGACUGCAAGAGGAUUACAAGAAAUGAGGAUCAGAUUUCGCUGUUCUGAAACGUUGAGUGAAAGGGAUUACCCAAGACCACUCGUAUGUCAUAGUAUCCUGGACCUCCCUAAAUAUUCUACUAUGGAAAGACUGGAGGAAGCACUUCACGUAGCCAUCAACAACAACAGCGGAUUUGUCUCGCCCAUAGACACACAGUGA
Molecule: messenger RNA, 3042 nt
Organism: Pipistrellus nathusii (Nathusius's pipistrelle)
Lineage: Eukaryota; Metazoa; Chordata; Mammalia; Chiroptera; Vespertilionidae
Source: the annotation of a GenBank genome assembly